Messenger RNA from Coffea eugenioides, 947 nucleotides. RefSeq names its product 17.3 kDa class II heat shock protein-like. Gene Ontology annotation, biological process: response to heat; response to hydrogen peroxide; response to salt stress. The transcript has a single exon. The coding region runs from base 177 to 647 and encodes 156 amino acids. NCBI's taxonomy places the organism in Eukaryota, Viridiplantae, Streptophyta, Magnoliopsida, Gentianales, Rubiaceae. The record is from RefSeq and is a predicted model, not a curated record.
UCUUCCUUCCUUUCCCAUCUCCACAAAACUUCCAAACUUCAUUCUUCUCCCACCUCUAUAUAUACUCACUUCCUCUCCAUUCCCUUCUCAUCGAGAUUACAGCAAUUUUCAGAUCAUAGAAAAAGUGAAAAGAGGCAAAUAUCUCAUCGAAAAUAUCCCAAAUCAAGAAGAGAAAAAUGGACGUGAGGCUAAUGGGAUGGGAUACCCCACUCUUCCAAACCAUCCAGCACAUGAUGGACACCGCGGAUGAUGCAGAGAAGACCGUCAACGCUCCGUCGAGGACCUACGUUCGAGAUGCCAAGGCUAUGGCUUCCACUCCGGCUGACGUCAAGGAAUAUCCCAAUUCCUACGCGUUCAUUGUGGAUAUGCCGGGGUUGAAGUCGGGGGACAUCAAGGUUCAGGUGGAGGAAGACAAUGUGCUGAUUAUCAGCGGAGAGAGGAAGAGGGAAGAGGAGAAAGAAGGGGCCAAGUACGUGAGGAUGGAGAGGAGGGUCGGCAAGUUCAUGAGGAAGUUUGUGCUGCCGGAGAAUGCCAAUACCGAUGCAAUUUCUGCGGUGUGUCAAGAUGGUGUGCUGACUGUUACCAUUCAGAAAUUGCCCCCUCCUGAACCCAAGAAGGCCAAGACAAUUCAGGUCCAGAUUGCUUGAAAAAAUUUGUGUGCAUUUUGGUUGGUUGUAUUGCUUUUCUUUAGUACUAGUAUAUAUGCUCUGUUUUGGGUCUUGACGGAAAAUAAAUGCGGGUAGGAGGCGUUUUAAGGAUUUAUGCUGAUGCUCUAAUGAUUUUCUGGGAAUUUUCCUGAGUUUGGCUUUGUGCAGAAGGCGAUGGCCUUCUUUUCUGUGUAGUACUAUGAUAUAUGGAAGUGUGAUUUUGCUUAUCUACUACUUUACUAUGAAAGUAUGAAUGAGAAGAGUUUUUGAGUUUCCAAAUAUUUUGGGGGCCGCAUUGAA